Messenger RNA from Dryobates pubescens (Downy woodpecker), 4295 nucleotides. It is a transcript of the gene GNA12, whose product is annotated as G protein subunit alpha 12. Gene Ontology annotation, molecular function: D5 dopamine receptor binding; guanyl nucleotide binding; G-protein beta/gamma-subunit complex binding. The transcript is spliced from 4 exons. The coding region runs from base 402 to 1559 and encodes 385 amino acids. Gene Ontology annotation, biological process: Rho protein signal transduction; adenylate cyclase-modulating G protein-coupled receptor signaling pathway. Lineage: Eukaryota; Metazoa; Chordata; Aves; Piciformes; Picidae. Gene Ontology annotation, cellular component: heterotrimeric G-protein complex; brush border membrane. The record is from RefSeq and is a predicted model, not a curated record.
GUCUCAGCGGGACCGGAGGCGGCCACUGCUUGAACCCGGGCCGAGGGGCCUGGGGCCGUCUUCCUGCCGCUUCCCGACAACUCGGCGUCCUUUGGCCGCUCGGGGGGGAGUGGGGCGGCGGUGCCCCCUCCCCGGGCAGGGCCUGUGGGCCGCGCCCCGCCGCCGCCACCCCUCCCCCCGGCCGGCCGGCCUCCCCGGGCCGCACCCCGCCUCCCCUCCCUCCGCAGCGUAGCCCAGCCGAGCCGUGAGAAGGGGAAUGGGCGGUCCCGGCCCUUAGCCCCCGGCUGCGGCUGCCGCUCCUCCUCCUGGGUCCCAGCGUCUCGGUGGCCUCCGCCCGAUGCUGGCGGAGCUGGCUGGGGUCUCCGCGGUGUUGUGAGCGUUACGGCCGUCCCGCAGCCGCCAUGUCCGGCGUGGUGCGUACCCUGAGCCGCUGCUUGCUGCCGGCCGAGGCCACGGGCCGCGCCGGGGAGCAGCCGCGGAGGGAGGGCAAGGAGCGGAGCCGCGAUGCGGAGCGGGAGGCGCGACGGCGGAGCCGGGAGAUCGACGCGAUGCUGGCCCGGGAGAGGCGGGCUGUCCGCCGCCUGGUCAAGAUCCUGCUGCUGGGCGCCGGCGAGAGUGGCAAGUCCACUUUCCUCAAGCAGAUGCGGAUCAUCCACGGCCGCGAGUUCGACCAGAAGGCGCUGCUGGAGUUCCGGGCCACCAUCUACGAGAACAUCCUCAAGGGCUGCAGGGUUCUGGUUGAUGCACGGGACAAACUGGGGAUCCCUUGGCAAUACACCGAGAAUGAGAAGCAUGGGAUGUUUUUGAUGGCUUUUGAAAACAAAGCUGGAAUGCCCAUAGAGCCUGCCACCUUCCAGCUGUAUGUGCCUGCGCUGGGAGCACUGUGGAGGGAUUCGGGAAUCAAGGAAGCCUUCAGCCGCCGCAGCGAGUAUCAGCUGGGUGAAUCGGUGAAAUACUUCCUGGAUAACCUGGAUCGGAUCGGUCAGCUGAAUUACUUCCCCAGCAAGCAAGAUAUUUUGCUGGCUAGAAAAGCCACCAAGGGGAUAGUAGAGCACGAUUUCAUCAUUAAAAAAAUACCUUUCAAGAUGGUGGAUGUAGGUGGACAGAGAUCUCAGCGUCAGAAGUGGUUCCAGUGCUUCGAUGGGAUAACUUCCAUUUUGUUCAUGGUCUCUUCCAGCGAAUACGAUCAGGUCCUCAUGGAAGACAGGCGCACAAACAGACUUGUGGAAUCCAUGAAUAUCUUUGAGACAAUAGUCAAUAACAAGCUUUUCUUUAAUGUUUCUAUUAUCCUAUUCCUCAACAAGAUGGAUCUUCUGGUAGAGAAGGUAAAGACUGUCAGCAUUAAGAAGUAUUUCUCGGACUUCAAAGGCGACCCUCACAGGCUAGAUGAUGUGCAGCGUUACCUGGUGCAGUGCUUUGACAGAAAGAGGAGGAACCGUAGUAAGCCUCUCUUCCAUCACUUCACCACUGCCAUAGACACUGAAAACAUCCGCUUCGUGUUUCACGCCGUGAAGGACACCAUCCUUCAAGAGAACCUGAAGGAUAUUAUGUUGCAGUGAAGGAGAGCAGCCCAUGUUCUGUUAAAAUUUGCUGGAGGGUUAGAUCAAAGUUUUUGUCCUUUCUUUAUGGCCCUUGCAUGUGGUGUAGGACCCAUGCUAAUUACUUGGCUCAGGAGUGCUGUAAACUAGCCAGUCCAAACAGAGGAGCUGUAGGCCGAAGGAGUCAAAUGUGGAUGUUAGCUACUGAAUCAUUUGGACUAGAAACACUACUGAAACGUGGCCGUGGUAGGUUCUGAAUGACACAACCACCUUCUGCCUUCUUAGGAAACAAAAAAAUCUCUGACAGACCAUGUGUGGAAGACGUGUUGUUUUAAAUGAAUAUGCUCAUUUUUCAGAGACACUAGUUGUACAAACUGCCUUUUUUUGUAGUUUGGAGGUGCUGAAUUGAUCAAACUAAUCCAACAGUAUGAAGUUGGCAGCUGUGUUAGAGAACGUUAAUGGAAGUUCCAAUAUUAACCCUUAGGUCUAAGCAGAUCUUGUGUGCAUGUUCAGCUUUACCAAGGGUCUGGAAUCCACUUAGCAAGGUGGAUGCACAGCUCUUGUCUGAAGGUUUUGUUUGAGUCUCCUGAGGCAAAAGUCCAAAACUGUGUAAGGAAAUCCAUGCUGGAGUAACUUGGAUGGGAAGUUGAGGCCUCACUGAGAUGGAGAAGGGUUCAUUUUGCACUAUAUGAAGGGGUGUUACAUCCCAGGAAAACUGAUUUCCUUGGUGAAGCAGCCUGUGCUAGAGCACAGUGGGUGCUCAAGAGAGAUGUACUUUGUGGAAACUCAGCACUGUUCUCACACCCACAGCUGGCAGCAUUUGUGAAGGUUCAGUGUCUCGCAUGACAGGGCUCUAUCUAUCUUCAAAAGCUGGAAAGCUGAUUAAACUCUUAAGCAAAGGGUUUGGUAGUACAGCAGCUGCUUGAUUAGUUCCCAACAGCUGACCUUAUAGGAAGACUGAACACCCUAGAGAUCCCAGUUUUACAGCUGCACUGAUGUAUUUGGACAGCAAGACCUUGCUGUAUAAUUAGCCUUUAAUCUGUGUCUUAAUGGGGUCUUUAGCCUGUAGUAAUGCACAUAGAACUCUGGGUACAGUCAAGUUUGAAGUUGCUCAUUUUGGGGCAGUGGGUUGUGUGUAAAACUGCAAGAGGCUAUGAGAAAUGCUGAUAUGAACUGUUCCAUUUCCUAGCUCUGUCUGUAACUAACUGUCAGGUGCCUUUUUGUGGUAUACAGACAUAUCAGAUCUUUUCUACUGCAGUGGGGUACAUGGACAAACUGAAGCUCUGCCUUUUCUAUCAGCAUUGUAGUGCUAUCUUCUAGGUAACUUUUGAACAUGAUCUACUGUGCAAUUUUUGUCACAGUUUUUAUCCAAGAAUAAAACCUGAAGGGCUGUUCCUACCUAUAAAGAGUCAGCAGAUUCCCUGGAGUAGUUCUUCUCCCCUUUGAUCCUGUAAUGGCAAAUGUCAAAACAAGCAACAUUUGACUUCAGCUGGUAACCCCAUGGGAAAUGCGGUCAGAAAAAAGCCCUGUUCCGUUGUCCUUUCAUGUUAAUUUGGAUAAAAUCUGGAAUCUUUCUUCCCCUCUGAAGCUUGCAGAUGUUCAUAUCAGUAUUUUUGUGUCAUUUCCUAAUGUAGCAGUCUCUUGGCUUUCAUUGUGCAGGCUUCAGAGUGGCAAGGAUGCAGCCAUUUCAGUGCUGCGUAACACGCUCAGUAGUGAGGUAAGGAGCAACUGAAAAGUUACAGAUGGGGGGAAUCUAACUUAAAUUCGAGCAAACUUAAACAGGAAUUAGCUUCCUUGUACAAGUCUUACUUUUGCCAGGACCAACUGUGUCUUUUAAAUAUUUAUUCAUUUUUAACCUUGAAGAGGAAGAAUGCUAUGUGACUCAAACGUUCAGAUGGGAGAGAAACGCUUAGGAUUAUUACGUUGGAGAAGAAAAUGUUUCAGCAGAGCGAUGCAAACGCAUUCACUCAUCAGGUUUGUUUUUCUUAGCUGGACCCACUUGUUGGGCUGAAGAUUAAGACUAUUUUCAAAGCUUUCAGAUAUUCUUGGAGUUCUUUGUAGUGGUUUCCACUUCACACAAGAGUGGGAAAGGGGAGGCAGUUGGGCUGACCUGACUCCUAGGUUGACUUGGCUUUAUUUCCUAGCUUGCUGUGAGCUUUGUUCUUUCACUGCAUUUUCUAGAUGGGUUAAUACUGUGCUUGUUUUCCCAAAUGAGUUAAACAUUCCCUUUCAACUGUAAUUUUUUAUUCUCUCUCAAGAAUUACCUCAGUUUUAUGUCUGAAUCUACUGUAGUUUUACCUGGGAGGCAUGGAAUUUCCUGUUCUGUUUUUCUCUUCGUGCUCAUCCAUGGGUUCGUAGCCUUAGUUACCUUACGGAUCUAAAACUCUUCAACAGAGCUAGUGAUGCAACUUUCACUUAAGCUGCACCUGGAAAAGAAACAGCACGAGGUAUCUCAUAUUGAGCUCUCAAGCUUUUUUUUCUUGUUGUAUGAUACAGCAGUUUUGCACACUAAAUCAGUUUUAUGGAACCAGUUUGAUCACCUCUAGCCCAUUCUUGCCUUUCUUACGAAUUAAAUAGGCCUAAGCGUGACGCUGUAGACUGCAGAUGAAAAUCAGUAGCUUGGCUCUGUAGGCUCUGUCUUCUGUCAGACUGACACUGAUGAUUCACCCCAGGAACCCAAUAUCAGCAAACUCUUCUUGCAGUCAGGCACUUCUUAAGUUUGCAGAGGAUCUGGCCUGUGAGUAAAAAGGGCUUUGG